This is a messenger RNA of Hypomesus transpacificus, 2404 nucleotides long. RefSeq names its product TLC domain containing 3A (gene tlcd3a). The record is from RefSeq and is a predicted model, not a curated record. The coding region runs from base 489 to 1337 and encodes 282 amino acids. Gene Ontology annotation, biological process: lipid homeostasis. NCBI's taxonomy places the organism in Eukaryota, Metazoa, Chordata, Actinopteri, Osmeriformes, Osmeridae. The transcript is spliced from 5 exons. Gene Ontology annotation, cellular component: endoplasmic reticulum; membrane.
CAGGAGACUCAAGGCAGGAAUUAAAACCGCUUGUCGAGUCGUUGAUGGUACCUCGUCGCAGAGUAGCCUAGAUCCCAAGUCCUUGUCUCGUUUCUAUUUUGCACAAUUAUCCCAUUCGUUGCGGACUAAAUGCACAAUUUGCUGGCCGGAUUAUUCUCUAGGCUGUACAUUGGAUUGUAUCCUGCGGUAUGUAGUUAGCUUGUUGGCUAACAGGCUACCCGGCUUUGCGCCAGGAGUGAAGACCAAUCAAUCACCGGAUACCUUCACCGCUAGUUUGUGUGUACUGUGUGGUGCUGCUGAGGCAAGGGGAAAACGCAGCGGUCACCGGUGGCUGGAUCUUGUGGCGUGAGCACUAAUGCAGUCUAGCCAGCACGGCGAUUCCCAGUCACCGGUGUUAAAACGCGGUGUGUAAAACACUCGGGCCAUCUUCGAGCCAGAUUAUAAUAGAUAGGUCGCCAGCUCAAUAGCGGGACAAGUGCAACGCAAAGAUGUUGCAAGUGCUGGCUUGCGGCGUCGUAGUGUUUCCAGGUCUCUUCUUCGUCUUUCGGAAAGUACUACCGUCCAUUUUCAAACAGUGGACAGAUGCCGACGUUGUACUGGUCAGCGAGAGGCUGGUGUCCUCCAUCCACGCUGUCAUGGCAACCACAGCGGGCGUCAUUGUGGUGUCCGGGUGCAGCAACAACGUCCUGACUGACAGGCACUGGUUGACCACCUACUUUGUGAUCUGGUACGGUGUGCCCUACAUGGCCUAUGACAUCUACGCCAUGUACCUCAGCCACUACCACCGCUUCCGGGUCAAAGGGCACGAGGAGUACAAGGAACAUUCUCUGAGGACGGUCAACACCUUUGUCCGGCGAGAAUUCCUGCUGGUCCUCCAUCACAUCGCUCUGCUCACCAUCCUGCUGCCUGUCACUCUGUUCCUCAGGAGGGAGCAGGGGGAUUACUUUAUCGGGUGCCUCUUUCUGACGGAGCUGAGCACCCCCUUUGUCUCCCUGGGGAAGAUCCUUAUCCAGCUGGGGCUGCAGGACUGCUCAGUCCACAAGGCCAACGGCGGGAUGGUCCUGCUCAGCUUCUUUGUGUGUCGGAUCGCUCUGUUCCCCUACAUGUACUGGGUGUACGGCCGCCAUUAUGGCGUCCCGGUGUACGGAGUCCCCUUCCACCUGCCGCUGUCCGUCAACCUGGGCAGCCUGUGCAUCAUGGCGCCACAGGUGUACUGGUUCGUACUGCUAUGCCGUAAGGGCUACCGGCUCUACCAGCGCAACCGGCAGGCUGCCCUGCACUGCCCGGCACCCGCCUCUCCCCCCAGCCUCACGGACAAGGCCACAGGCGACCAGUAGAGAGGCGCUCUGCUCCACCACGCAAACAACCGACGACUACUACUGCUAAUACCCCAGUCCCCCAGAGGAAUACUACUGCUACUGCUACUAUUGUUACUACUAUAACUACACUAGUACUGCUCCUGUUCCACCCCCAUUUUCCAUCUGCUGAGUUACCCACCUCCCCCUCCUUUCCUAUUCCUAAGCCCAGCACUACUGGUGAUUGAUGACUCCGCCCCGGGGCGGAUCUUGAUUGGAUGUUACUCUUGAUUUCUACGGCAACCACCUGGGAGACCCUUUAAAGAUGAAGGACAAGGAGAGAAAUGGAUGAGGAGGCCUCCUUGUUUCCAUAGCUCCCACGGAGGGACUACCCUUCUCUCUCCCUCUCUCCCUCUCUCCCUCUCUGUCUCUCUCUCUCUCUCUCUCUCCCUCUCUCUCUCUCUCUCUCUCUCUCUGCAGGGGCUCUGGGUUACAGUGAGGAUGAAUGAAUGCUCUGUCGGGGUUUGUUGAUGUUUUGUGUUGUUUUCUGAAGAGUGUUUAAAGUUGUGAAGGGGUUUAGGGUUGGUCCAGUCCUGUGAAGGGUUAGUUUACAGACCCAGGAGUGCAGGUGGGACCUGCUCCGGCUUAGCUUCACUAAACCCAGAGAAUGUGAUGAUGGAACCACCGCCCUGGUCUCCUCCUCCAUCACCCCUCCCAUCGCCUGUUCCCUUCCCUCGUCACGCCUGUCGUCAUGGUGAUGAGGAUGCCGCAGUGUCCCAGUCUUGGUCACAAACCUGGCCCCGCCCCUCACGUCAGUGGCCCCGCCCCUCACACCAGUAGCCCCGCUCCUGAAGGGGGGGACGCGGUCUCGUUAGGUAGUUGUUCCUCCAGGCCAGCGGAGGGCGAUGAAGCUCAGUCUGUUACCAUGCGGGACUUCACUUCACCAGCACUGCAGGGAAAGGGUUUGACCCCAUCCUGAUCACCAUGGUAACAGGCAUGGCUGCCAGGUGCUUUACACACACUCUUACUGUCAUGGCAACCACAUACAGGUCAAGUUUAUGGGUAUGGGGUUACUACAGGUCAAGGGGGUGGGGUUACUAUAGGUCAAG